Dujonia railenensis is the source of this 1242-nucleotide messenger RNA. The record is from the annotation of a GenBank genome assembly. NCBI's taxonomy places the organism in Eukaryota, Fungi, Ascomycota, Pichiomycetes, Serinales, Debaryomycetaceae.
AUGAGCGGUAAACCUACAACUCCAGUGCAGUCCCCUAAAAUCCCUAAGGUUGUCAAGAUGGAUACACCUUCAACACCACCAUCGACCAGAAGACUGAAACGUCACAGCACAACCUACCUCAAGACGCCUGAACAGGUAGAUAUAAUACCCUUCUCACCCUCGAAGAAGAGGUCCAGCUCGGUAUACAAGUCUCCAGAUUAUAAAUUUCAUAACGUCCAGUCACCAUAUUAUGCAUCCAGCUUAUUGAAAACUCCAAGACAUUCUCAAUAUGACGAUGAAGAAGGCGAAGGUAUAAGCAAGUCACAGAAAACUCCUCAGUUCUUUUCCCCUGGUAAAAGACUCUUCGCUGAGGACAAUAGUCAGCAAAGAGAGGAAUUGUCCGAGAUUAGUUUGCAAUUGAAAAAUAAGUUAAGCAGUGCCUUGGGCAAGUUGCAGCAAUCACAGCAGCAGAACAAACUGCUAAGUAGCAGCAAGGUAAUCAGUGAUAUGUCACCUGUACCACAGAUGCAAAUUCAAAGAGCCAACCUUAAUUUGCAGACCCUCCAACAAUCUCCUUUACAAUAUUCACCACCAAGGGUGUCACCACCAAGAGUACAAACUGAUGGUGGUAGACAGCUUUUCCCUCAAACCCCUAUCCAACACCAAGAACGGGCCACGCAAUUAUCGAAUUCGCCAAGUUUCGAGAGGAUAAAUAUUCCUUCGCCAGAUGAAGAGACUAGUGCACACAAUGCGCUUAUGGCAGCUUUGAGUCGACAACAAAAAAGAAGAUCAAGAUCAUCCUUUCUGAAUAGCUCUCCUGGUAAAGCAGUAUCAGCAUUACGGAGAAAUUCAGCCACGGGACCUGUAGUUCCUCCAAAUGCAACCGGAAAUGUAGAUGGCGGAUCCAGGCUUCCUCCAAUCAAUAUGGCGCUAAACACGGAAGUCAAUGAGCGUGGAAAGGAUAAUGAGCAAGAUGCUGUAUUGUCAUUAAUGUCACUUUCAUCGCCGCAAGCCGUAAAGUUUACCCAUAGCCGGUCACAUAGUAAUAUCACGAAUGGCAGUGGCUCCCCAGUAAGUUCUAGGGCCUCAUCUGUUGCGAUUGCUAGUCCAAGUGUGCAGCAAUCUGGAGUGCAAUUGCCGCCAAUCAGCGGCUUAAUGUCACAGUAUACAAGGCAGCUGCUGAAGAUCGAAGACAAUGAUGAAACAGACGUUGAAGAGAACGACGAAGAUGAAACGGAUAAUGAUGACGAUAAUGAUGACUAA